Molecule: messenger RNA, 14116 nt
Organism: Chiloscyllium plagiosum (whitespotted bambooshark)
Lineage: Eukaryota; Metazoa; Chordata; Chondrichthyes; Orectolobiformes; Hemiscylliidae
Source: RefSeq, a predicted model, not a curated record
AACCCAACUCGAGCUGGGGUUUUAGUGCUGCACUCUUUAUUUCAAAAGAAACGCAACGAAGCGAUUUUUAACAAAAAAAAUACCAUGGGCGAGAAACGUAGAGCGUCUAGCACCAGUCUGGAUCGAGGGGGAAGGCAGAUGGAGAGAUGUUUUUGCUGGAGGUAGACUGGAGAAAGUUGGAGGGGAGGAAAUUUUUCGAGGAUGCUGGGGAGGGAAGUUCGAGAAGGUUGGAUGGAAAGCUUGCGCGAGAAAGCAUCAAGGAAGAAUCGAGAAGGCGGAGGGGAAGGUUACGAAGAAGAAUCGAGAACAACGGAGGAAACAUCGAGAAGGGCGGAGGAACAGUCGAGAAGGAUGGGGUGGGAAGUGGGAGGAAGAAUCGAGAAGGACAGUGGAGCAAUCGACAAGGAUGCGGGGGGUGGAAUUUUAAAAUGGAUCAACAGGGAGGGAGAGGAAAUUCGAUAAGAAAUGUUCCGCCUGGUGGGAUGGAGGUACUGGGCUGGAGGGGAAGAAGCUUCGAGAAACGGCUGAGCUCAACAGAUGGUCCCCUUUCUGCCCUCACCUGUGGUUUCCUACCCUAACUGCUGAUGGUCACCCAGUCUCCUGUGAAUAUUUUACUACUAGCAACCUGUGAGGUGACAACCUUCUGGAAUGCCUGCUCCAGAAAACUUCCUCCCUGUCAAAUGUUGCUGUGUGCCCAGUUUCCCCUCAAGGUCUGGAUUGUGGUUAGCCACCUUGGACUUGUGCUAUUUUCUAUUGCAAGAUAAAAUAUUACUUUAUUUCUGAUGAAAAACAGACUAGAAAAAUAAACAAUGUGUAUUCAAAAACCAGCCAAUUGCAAUUUUCUUUACAUAUAAUCUCAUGGUUAAAGCAAAUAUUGGGUGCUCCAGCCAAUUAAGAUGGUAUGUGAGCUGUAUCCUCCUGUUGUAUCUUCCGGAUUUCUGUUGCCAGGAGCAGUUCGAACUUGGAAUAAGUGUGACGAAUGCUUCAUUUCACAUGGGAGACGGCAGGUCCAAGUCACGGUAUGAAGAAAGGACCCUGUGGGAUUAAUUUUUCAUAUUUCUCAUUUUGGAUGUGUGGUCCAAGCAGUGACAGAUGACUUAAGAUUUUGGAGCUUUUAAUUUAAGCGUGGCGGAAUGCUAAUUGAAGCACGGUUGUGUGCCUGACUGAAUGAAACUGACUGCAUUCUUUGCAAAAAAAAGUUGUGAUCCUGAGAUUGACCCAUUUUCCGUAGCUGAACUGCAGUGCUCACUUUUCAAAACUGCUGGUAACUAAGAUGGAGUGUAACUCUAUUCCUCACUAGACCUGUCAGCAACAGCUAAGAAAUUCAACACCAACAAAUUAAGCACUGGCAGUCUUGUGGAGUGCUGCUAAAAGAGCAUGAGAAAUAGUCAGAAGUGAAGUUAACAAGAUAAAUAGUAGUUGACAUCCCAGUACCUGUACGACUGGAAUCCCAUAAUUUCGAUCAGGGCAGCAAACUAAAGGACAAAGUAUUACCAUUUUGUAUUGUAUGUUCUUUUUCUCCCCCUCUUAUUUGCUUUACUGCUGUCAAGUAACAGGGUUGGCCAUUGCCUGAAAAUCCUUCUGUAAACUGAAUUAAACCUGUACUGUAAUAAAAUGUUUGGGUUAAUGGAAACAGCUGACUUGGCUGUUGUAGGAUUUUAUUUUGUUCUUGUAUUGUGCAUUGGCUUUUUUGUGAUGUGGAAGACCAACAGAAGUACUGUGAGUGGGUACUUUCUUGCAGGACGCUCCAUGACCUGGAUAGCAAUAGGCGCUUCAUUGUUUGUAAGCAAUAUUGGCAGUGAGCAUUUUAUUGGGUUAGCAGGAUCCGGGGCAGCCAGUGGGUUUGCAGUGGGAGCUUGGGAGUUGAAUGCAAUGUUGAUUUUACAAGUAUUAGGUUGGAUUUUCAUUCCUGUCUAUAUCAGGUCUGGUGUAUAUACCAUGCCAGAAUACCUUUCAAAACGUUAUGGUGGUAACAGAAUAAAAAUCUAUUUUGCAUUGUUGUCAUUGCUGUUAUACGUUUUCACAAAACUUUCCAUUGAUCUGUAUGCUGGUGCACUGUUUAUCCGGGCGUCACUUGGCUGGGACCUGUAUCUUUCUAUCGUUGUUCUGAUUGCAUUGACUGCAGUGUUAACUGUUACAGGAGGACUUGUGGCUGUCAUCUACACAGAUGUCCUGCAGGCCAUUCUUAUGAUUGGUGGAGCUUUAACAUUGAUGAUCGUAGGAAUGGUUAAGGUGGGAGGUUUUGAGGAGCUCAAACGGCGAUAUAUGUUGGCCUCACCAAAUGUUACAGCAGUUAUUGCUACUUUCAAUCUAACCUCUGUCAAUGCUUGCCGCAUUCACCCUAAAGAAGAUUCUUUAAAAAUAUUACGUGAACCAACUGAUGAAGAUAUUCCUUGGCCUGGUUUCCUAUUGGGUCAAACACCAGCUUCUGUUUGGUAUUGGUGUGCUGAUCAAGUCAUUGUGCAGCGUGUCUUGGCAGCAAAGAACAUCGCUCAUGCCAAAGGAGCUACCCUAAUGGCUGGUUUUUUGAAACUCUUGCCCAUGUUUAUCAUAGUCAUACCUGGCAUGAUUUCCAGAGUUCUCUUUACUGAUGAGAUUGCUUGCAUUAAUCCAGAACAUUGUAUGCAAGUAUGUGGUAGCAGAGCAGGUUGCUCAAACAUUGCCUAUCCACGACUAGCAUUGGGAAUCUUGCCAGUAGGUCUUCGUGGCCUAAUGAUGGCAGUCAUGAUAGCGGCUUUAAUGAGUGAUUUGGAUUCUAUAUUCAAUAGUGCCAGCACCAUAUUUACUCUUGAUGUUUACAAACAUCUUCGAAAGGCUGCCAGUUCUCGUGAACUGAUGGUAGUAGGUCGUCUGUUUGUUGUCUUCAUGGUAGCUGUAAGCAUUGCCUGGGUUCCUAUAAUUGUAGAGAUGCAGGGAGGACAAAUGUACCUCUAUAUUCAAGAGGUAGCAGAUUAUCUCACCCCACCAGUAGCAGCCCUGUUUCUUCUUGGUAUUUUCUGGAAGCGCUGCAAUGAGCAAGGGGCUUUUUGUGGAGGGUUGGUUGGAUCUGUUCUGGGAAUUACACGCUUGAUUUUGGCAUUCAUAUAUCAUAUGCCAGAAUGUGAUCAGUUUGACACCAGACCAAAUUUUAUCAGAAACAUUCACUACAUGUAUGUAGCAGCAGUUUUAUUUUGGGCCACUAUUAUUACAGCUGUAAUAGUGAGUCUGCUGACCCCUCCUCCUUCCAAAGACCUGAUUUGCAGCACCACAUUCUGGGCAUUAAAAGACACAGAAAUCAUUAAAAGUGGUCAGAAAGAAGAAUCUGAUAAAUUAACAGAAAGAAGUCUGGCAAAAUGUAGUGACCGUGUUAGAUGUGCAGACAGUUCUGAUUGUAAGCAGAAAGAUGAUGAUUCGUCUCCACUGACUGCUCAAAUAGAAUUAGUUCUAUUGAUGCCUGGAAGUGGUGAGCCCAAAUCUAUGAGCCCUUUGUGUGUUACUGAAGAUCAGAUGCAAAAUGACUGCUAUGUAAAUGGCCAAACAACUACUGAGGACCAAAUGAACAAAGAGGAACAUGACUUGCAAAGGAAAAACAUUUGGUGGAGAUAUUUUGAUCAAUGUUGUGGAAUCAAAAGUUACAGUGUGAAAAAAUCAGCAAAAGAUUCUGUAGAAAGUGAAGCUAUUUGCUUACAAAUGUUGCAGGAGAGCCCAAAAAUUAAAUUUGUACUGAAUUUUGGACUUCUUGUUGUAUGGUCUGUUGGCAUAUUCAUGUUUAUCUAUUUUUCUCUGUAAAAUAAAUAGUUAAUGUGAUUUUGUUCCAUUUUUCCCAUGUCCUUUGGUAGUGAUUUUUUUUUGGUCAAGUUUGGAAAAAGUUAAAAUAGUCCUAAAGGUCAGGUUUUAGAGUCAGUCACUGGUUAAUGAGUUUUUACAUUUUGUUUUAAGUUAAUCUUUCAGCUGUAAAUGAUUUUAGGUAGUAUGAGACAAGUGUUUGGAAUCCCCUGUUUGACAAGGUAUCUUCUCAUUUUCUGAAUGAUGGCAUAUGCAGCUUAACGUGAUUAGCUGGAUGAAGUCAGAAGUGUAUGGAUCUGAAUUAGUUUCAGAUGUGGCUGUAGCAACAUUAAUUCCCAAAAUCAGUAUGUGAUCCCACAUAUCUUGUAUAUUAAUUCUUGCUAAUUAAAGUCAGCCAUUUACUUCAUAACUUAAGUUAUUGUCUUGUAUAUAAUUUAACAGCUAUUGCUGCAGUUGGACUGAAGAUGCAACCAACUCAUGGUUGUAAGAGAAUAAUGUGUGUAACUUGCUGUAUCAAUCUCAGAUGCUUGUUUCUUUGGGAGGAUGAUAGCAGUACAGGAUAAGGAUCAUUAACUAGUUGCUCUGUAACUUGUACUUUUGAUUUAAUUUUAUUGCAUAGCAAAAGAAAUUCCAGAGCUUCACACAAUUGGAUUUGUAAAGCACAUGUGUAUUCCAUCACCAGCAUUUGGCACACACUUCCUGAAAAAAGUUGUGUGCAGUUAUAAAUGAAAAUUGAACUGUGAAAAUCUAGCCAUCUGAUUGUGGCAGACAAAAGGUUGUCCUGCCAAUUCUCAAAUCUCCUGUCCUAUUAUGGCCAUGUCUCUAACCUUUCUCUUUCUUCACACAUGAGUUUUCAGCUAUGUACACUGCUUCUGAUGCACCCUACUUCAGUCUUGUUACUGCUGCCUCUAGCACUUGAUAAGAUCUUGGAUAAUGUUUUCUGUGACUUCAAUCAUGGUGUUUUAUUCUUUGUCAUCUCGAAGCAAUCUCUACAAUUGCACCUGGUUGGUAACUCCAUCUUCCAGUGCUGCCUUUGUUUCCAUUUAAGCCAAUCUAUGCAGCAAGUGCAUCUUCAAAGUGACUUGUCAUGCAUUUCAAAAUUCUUAAUCAUGGACGAUCCCACCCCAAGGAUGACUAUUCUCCUCUCCUGAAUGAAUGAAUGCACAGUUUCGUCACCCCAUCAGCUACAAGGACAGACUUCCUUUCUUCUGUUUAAUGAUAACUGUCAACUUCCCCAUUACCAAUUCUGUUGAUCCCUUGAAUGCUGUCAAAUUGUUUUCAUAAACCCUGUAAGCACCAUAGCUUUACCUCAAAAAGUUGGGGGAAGUGUUGAAGGUUAGUGUCUUGGAUAUAUACCCAAAACCAUUGUUCCCUUGCUACUGAUUCCAUGUAUCAUCUGGACAUUUGUAACCUUGGGGUAAUGUUUAAUCCUGCGUAGAGCUUUAAACUCCCCAUCCUGUACACUUAUUGAUGACACUUGCUUCCUUGUAUAUAACAUUCCACAUCUUUCACUCCUAUGGUUGGUAAAACCUUUACAGUAGACUUUAAUUUUUAACUACUCCAAUGCUCUUUAGUCUGCUGUGCUUAAUUUAUAACUAAGUUACUUUAAAACCUGGCAAUUCAUGUCAGUUCUUUGCUAAAUCUCAAAUAUUCCACUCUCCCAACACCCACCCACACAGUCCCUGCCACCUCCCACUGAAUCCAAUAGCCAUUGUAGGUUCUUGGCCCACCUUGCAAUUUCUUGGAACUUUGUAACUCCUGCUAAAAAUUCUAAACUCCCUUAUAUUAAAAGGCAAACUAAAUACAGCCCACUUUCUGCAUUUGUAGUUUAUUUCAACAUGAACCACACAAUUCAAACAAACUGAUCUCUUUGUGUUGAAGGACUCUUAUUUCUUAUUGCUUUCUUUAAAUUUUGCUGUUCAUACCACAAGUUUCAGAUUUUAUAGUUUAAACAGACUUAAAAUUUAGUUUAAUUGCCGGGGUGUAUGGCACUUAAGAAACUAUAUUUUGUUUUGAAUUAUUUAGCAUCAUGACUUUUUUGCCAACUCAAUUUGUCUGCUGUAAAUUCCUGCUCACUUCUACAGCUGGAAAAACAAUACUGUUCAGACACCAGUUAAGGCUAAGCCCAAUAGACUAUAUUUGCACAACCGUAGUUUAUGGAAGCAAACCCAUUUAUUAGAAGAAACAGCAGCUUUGUAAAACUGUCCUGAAUGUGGCUAAAUAUCCAAUCUUGUAGGUUUUGGCAGUUGUGCUCUGGACGUUCUGUUUUUCAUAUACAGAGUCUUGUUUGACCGUAAUGUGAAAUCAAAUGUAAUCCUAACCUUAAUGAUUAGUACAUGCUCAGUAGUUCUGCUGUUUGAAUUUCUGUUGAUUUUAAUGGGAACGUUUUUCCUUCUCUAACUAGAAUUUGUUUUCUGGGAACAGAAAUUUUAAUUGAAUGAACCCUUGUAAUUUCUAUGAUGCAAUUAGUCACUAAGUUCAUCUCUUGUGAUUUAGUUGUAGUCUAACUGUUAUGACUCAAUUUGGCAAGUAUCCAAUACUAUGACACUUUGUGCUAAAGAGUUGGGGAAAAAAAAUGCUUUGAAAUGUAUUUCUCGUAUUUGGAGGAGGGAGAAUUUAAAAAACCUAAGUUUAAACGAAAGCUUGGAACCAGCAAAUAUAUUAGAACCAUUCUUUGAAAUUAUUGUUCAGACUUAGGGUGUCUGGGAACUCAAUGCCAAUUGAGCAUGGUACGAUCAAGGUGGAUAUAUGUAUGGAACUGCUGUGAAAUAGUUGAAUUUGGUAUAUAUGAAGUGCAAGAUGAAGAGGAGUCAGAAUGCACUUGAUAUGGACGGGAUAUUUUUAGGCACCAAAUAUUAUUUAGUUUCAUAGUUAUGGAGCAGAAACCUAGAACAUUCCUUUUUUUUUGCAUUUUGAAGACUUGGUAUUCUCCUAAAACCAAACAGGUAUGGUCUUGAAGCUGCCAAUACUGUUGUGGUUGAGUUGCAUAUAUGCUUUUUCAUUUAAAAAAAAAUGAUUUUUAGGAAGAAAACAACUGUUUGGAACAACUCUAGUUUACGUAGAGGGUGAGAUUAUAGUUAAUUCUAUGCAGAUUGUAUGUUCAGUGUUUAAUGUAAAUGCCAGUGCUAGACCAUUAGACUCUACACCUUGUCAGUUUGGAGAAUCAAGUACAUUGUCUGUGUGGGUCACUGUGAAUGAAUUGUAUUGAGUGCUGAAAAUGGCGCGAAAGAGAAACCAGUGUUUGCUUUGUUUUGAGUUUUUGAUUUUGUAUUUGUGGGGUUGUCAUUUCAACUUGGGAGUCUUAAAGAAUUUGUGGCUUGAACGCUAAUAUAGCUUGUAAGAAAUACAACAAUGGAAAUGAGCUGUGACUUCUGAGGAAAUGACCAGUAACACAUUAGGGAAGUCGGUUGGGCUUGUAUGAACUUUGGAGUAGAGAGAUUGAAGCUGAGUGAGAGGAUUAAAGAUUUGACCGUUCUUUCUUCUGGAUGAUUUCGUAAUAAAUCACCCCCCCAAAACCAGUUCCAACUGAAGGAACAUCAAUAGCUGGGAUCCUCCUGUGUUUACCUCCCAUCUUAUAACGAGAUUCUAUGGUUGCAUUAAACUGAGGAGGAAGGUGAUGUCUAAUAAUCCAAAAUUAUUGCCACAACUGUAUCUAAUCAAGGUAGCAAAGGUGGUGGGCUUCAAGAAUAUAAUAUUGUCAAGUUUUGCUAAAAUCUAUUUUAACUACUGCUAACGGGCACAUCUUGCCCUCCUUUUUAUUGAGGGUGUACAGAACACUCAUUAAUAACAGCUGUCUCUGUUUUCUUGGUGGAAGAGGGACACUGCAGAUUGGCCAGUACCAUAAUAUAUCCCUUAACUCAAUACUGUUAAUUUAUUAAAAUGUAAAUAGAUGAAAAUGCUUCAUCACAAAUAAUUUUUCUGGCAGGGAACCUGUUAGUGAGUUAUUCAAAUAUCACGAGUUGCAUCACAAGUACAUGCUUUACUUCCCAUUCUGGUUUUUUCUAAGUCUUCAAAAAGAGAAGAGAUUUAACUAACUUUUGUAACCAAAGUCCAAGUUUUUGUAUACUGCUGGUUUGUGAUUUUGCUGAAAGAUAACUAUAGCAAACAUUUCCAUUCCAUGAGAGGGUAAUAGUGUGGUGAUUGUAUGUAAUGAGUAAAAGAGAAAGUUGUUUAUACAACCUAGACAUAAAUAAUAAAGACAGUACACUGCAGGGUAUGUUAUUUCAAGUGAUAAGUAUUUGCUUUAAUAUACUGACUUUUUGGUGUGGUUAAUCUUGCUGAUCUGUUAAAGGUAAUCUUCCUGCACUUGUAGAGGAUUGUAACUCACUUGGAUUCUUCCCUGUCUCUCCAUGGAAUUCUGUCUCUCAAACCAUGUCUAUUCUUUGUCUAACCUCAACUGCACUUCCAAUUCCGAGUCUACACCAUUUAUACUCUUAUUUAUUCAGUUCAUCGUUAUUUUCAAAAAAAUUCUGUAUUGCAUUCAAAACUGACUUUUGUUCUGUGUGCCCCUUUAAGCUGCUGCACAUCUUUUGAGGACCCCCAUACAAGCAGCCCCUCUGUUAAAGGCCAACCAACAACUCGAACUCUGCUAAUUUAUGCGAGGAACUAUAGUGAGGAGGAGAUUGAACACAUUGGUCUCAGGUAAGACAGGGCAAUUCUAUUUUUAUGAAACCGAACCUUUGAGCAUGGGGACAAGUUUUCCCAUAAAUUUUGGCUUUUUCUUAACAACAAAAUAUGAUUUAGGAAAUUAAAAUGACUUCUAAAUGUACCUGCACCAAUGGCCUCCUCCUGUCAGCAGCUGCAUGCUGCCAGCUCAAGAUUAUGUUGGAACAUCUGUGUUGAGAUGUGGGUUGGGAGAGAAGAAAUAAAUACAAGUUGUUUACCACAUGAAUUAGUAAUCCAUCUGGAUCCAAAUGGAAGUGACUUGUAGCUGAGUGGUUAUGAAUGUAGUUUGAAUCUAAAUUGACUAAAUACAAUUGUUCCUGUGUUCAGAGAUACUUGUUUUAUUUUGGGGUUGGGAGGGGGUGGGGAGAGGAGAGAGAAAAUCUUCUUGAUUUUAUGUUCCCCCAAUAUUGCUAGUCGAACCUAGGCAACCAGAUCUUUCAAGUGAAAAUUUGUGCAGUAUAGAAUGUAGGAGGUUUUUCUCUAAAUUGGGGGGCUGUUUAGAUUUAAACUGCUUUUUUGCUUUUGUCAAACUCUUCAUUGAUUCUAUUUGAUUUUAUAAUCUUAUAAGCUUGCUUUAAAAUAUUUUGAAAGUGCAUCAAAGUAAAAACGUGUUUAGUAAUUUACAUCUUGCUUGGAUCUAUAUGAGUGGUAGCUUGUGGAAGAUGCUAGGCCAGAAAGAAAAUGGGGUACUCCAUACUUAGAGUAUAUUCCGUACAUUAUUAAAUUUUAUUGUUCAGCCUCCAUUGUCUCCUGUUGACAAAUGAGCAAACUCCCUUAGACUGUCAUUCUUAGUAUCGCUGCCAGAUAAUACUGAAAGCUCAGUUGGUUCCGCAGGGGUUGAUCUUGUAACUAAUCUUAUCACUCACUACUUCAUAAAAUCUUUGGAAGCAACAAGAAUGACAUGCUUUUAAUUAUAUUAAUAUUUGAAUUGUUGCAUUAUUCAUUAAUGGCAUCAAAACUUUUAUGGAGUGAUCUAACAAUAAAUGAGGGGCUAAUUUUAUCCACUUUUGCCUGUUAUGUAGUCUUGAAAGGAAUUGGAUAUUAAGUUUUUUUUUGUUUGCAUAAAUUGAUCUGGCACAUAAAUUCAGAUCUUCAAGAAUUUAUGUGGGUUGUGCAAAAGACUUAGUUAGGGGGACUUGCAAUUACAACAUCCAAUUAUAUGGUAAAAAAAUCAUUCAGUGAGUUCUAGAAGAUAAGAGGAAAAUAAGUAAUCAGAGGUCUUUGUCAAUCUAACUGUACAGAAAUGUGUUCUAAAAGGCAGUGCACAUCAGCCCACCCUUCCAUCAGCUUUAAUUUUGAGUUAUUUAAUGUUUUAAAACCUCUUCUUUUAAUUUUACUCCAGUCAAUAGCUAAUAACAAGCUAUGUAACAAAUUUAGUGUUACCAUUAAGGUUAUAAGGGUUUUAAAAAAAUAAAACUAUACUUUGAAGAUGUGUACAUUUUGGGGUUUAUAAUUAACUUACAGGUGUCUUGUAGAAAACCAACUUUGUUCAAGCAUAAUUUUUAUAUAUACAGUGUAUAUGUAGACAUCUAAAUUGUAUAAUUAUAGUGGAUUGCAAUUCUUAAGUUGGUUUGAUAAGGCUCUAGAUAUUCAUGUCCUGGUUUCAUGUUACUUAAUUAUGUAAUAUCUGCAUAAAUAGUGAGUUCUUUAUACUGUUGGCUGCAUAAAAGUACAGAUACAAUUUUCUUGUGGAUGCAACUGAAGAACAUGGAUUGUGAGGGGAAAAUGCAUGAGACCAUAUUUGUCAAAACUGCCGCCUUUGGUAUUCCAUAACCAAUUAAACCUUCCUCUAAGCGGAAAGGUUCUUUGCACGUGAAACACUGCAUGUUUAAGUUGCAGAUAAAUUUUUGAAUCUCUUGUGAAACAUUUAACUGGCCCAAUAAGAAGCAUCGAAAAUCAAAAAAUACGUAUUCUGUCUUGGUUUAGAAUCUAUUUGCAUAUAAUGUUGAUUUAAAAUGUACAAUUUUAGGAGCAGAGAGAAAACCCUGUAUUGUAUUUUUAAAUUUUAAACUGUGUGCAGUCCAGAGGGUUUGAUAUUCCUUCUAUUCCUAGAUUGAUUGACAUACAGAUGAAAGUCAAGCUGCCAAGAAGUUUAUGAUUAAAUGCAGUGUUUAGCUGAUAGAAAUCUUCCUUUUGUGAAUAAGAAACCAUAGUUUAUCCACUUUAUUAUAAUUUUGAGCUAUGCCUCAAGUUAGCAAUUUGGCCAUGUAUUUGACCAGUGAAUCAGGUGUGUGCAGGUGGAGACUGUUUAAUCAUCCUGGUUUUAACUGGUUUGGAGUGUCUUUGGCAGUCAGAAGUAAAUAGAUCAGAGUGAUACUGAUUGGUUGAGCAUUUUUAUUGUUCCCUGCAAGAUUGUUUUAACAAUUGUUCAUAGUACAACGGUAUCUCUUUUACUUUCAGGGGAAAUAUUUGUGGAGACUCUGAAGCCAUACCAGGAAGCGCUUUGACGCCACGCUACUCAUUAACAUUUUAAAACCAAAAAAUACAAACCAAUCACAAACCUCUGAAGCAAAUCAACUAAACAGAAUUUCCAUUAUGGAAAUUAAUUCUUGCAAGAAGAAUUAGCAUGGAACUCUGAGUUCCGGGGAGGGAGGGGAGUACUGUGCACCUUUUAUUUUCUGAACUGAGAUGCUGCAUCAUGCCCAAAAUUUUGAUAUUUUUAAAAUUUUAAUCAACUUGAGUUUUAAAGCCAACUUACAGUCCCUAACCAUUGUCAUGACUGCUAUAAUGACCAUUCACUUAGAAUUCGAUAUCCCUAAGCUUUGUCAUUUCAUGUCCUUAUCAGUUGUUUUUCCAACUACAAUUCACUAUUUCGCAAAUCUUAUAAUUGAUUUGCUUUAAGUUGGUAAUUCACAGGAUUGGUAAACUGGUAUUCAGUUACUGAAUGAACCACUAUAUGUAGUUGUUUAGCUGAUACUACUCCAUAAUUUGCUGAUUCUGAUCUCUGAUUAAUGAACUGCAGUACAUUGGACCAUAUGUCUAUGGCUACCCUUUCCUGUGAAAAAUUGCUGCUUUCGUUUUGCGCUGCCUCUGUGGAGGUUUACAUUAUCCAGAGCUGAUUUAGAAGCAGACUAAAUAUGGUGCGUUGAUGCACAAAAGGAACAACACUAACACAAAGACAUUAAGGGCCCAAGUUUUCCAGUUGUGCUCAGAAAUGCAUUAGAGAACACCUUAGAUCAAACUUGGAGAUUUUUUAAUGGAAGCACAAGGACCUUGAGCAUCACUGUGGUGAGAAUCCAUAUCAGUUUGAGUUUUAAUUAUUAAUGCUUGUAUAUAUCGAGAUCCUUGUUAUAUCAAUGACAGAUCUGCUUUAAAGCAAUCCUGGUUGUUAUCUCAGCACAGUGGUAGAAUUUGUGCCUUUUUAAAUCAAAAGGAUUCAAUCCCUACUCUGGGGCAUGAGCACGUAACUGCAUUAUCUUUAAAUUGACAGAUUAACAGCUGCUUCUCUUACAUUUCCUCCACCCAAAAAGUAUGCAUCUGGCUAUUGAUAAAUUAAGCCUGUUUAAUUAUAUUCUCCUUUUUGCUAAUGCAGUAGUCAUUUAUGCCAACUUUCUUGGCAUAAUAUUCUGGACACCAAAGGGAAAUUAAUUUUUGUGUACACCUGUCAGUACAAGAGGAAAUGUUGGGCCCUUAAAGUUGAGUCUAGUUACUGUAAUACUUGAAAUUGGUAUGUUAAUUCAAAUUGCUGUAAAAUUAUUUUCAUAAGAAAUGUUAUUUCUGGUAAUGGAUUGUUUUAUAAAGUGUCUUUUAGGAAAAUAGUAUGUUUUAAGCUCAAUUUUGUGAACUGUAGACUCAAAAGAUGUUUGUCAAGUUUAUCAUGUAUAAAUGUUAUGUUUAUUAUAUUUUCUGUAUCCUGCUAUUUUUUUGUGAAGGUGUUCUGUUUUUUGUUUGUGCUAUGGAGAGGCUGUUUCCAGUUGCCUUGUGCAGUUGAACCAAGAUGUACUGUCAGUUGUGUUCACAUUGAUUCUUGAUUUUAAAAAUGUUUGUUGCUUGACUCUAAUGUGAAGUGUUAUUGUUUCUGGUAUGUGUUAUGUACUACUGUUAAACCCACUUCUGUUUUAUCAAACUAAUCAGAAAAAUGUACGAUGUGUUGAGGUUUUCAUUCUGUUGACCUUCUGUGUCUUUUAAAUUUCAGAAUCUUUUGUCAAGAUCCAUCUUUUAAAAAGAGGAUGUGUACACAGUCUGAAGGUUCCCAUUUGAAGCAACUGGCAUCCAGGAAAUGAAUGGAAUAAAGUGAAUAUAUUUUUAAAUACAAUUUGAAAAUCCCAUCAAAAGUAGCUUAUCCCCCUUGCCCUGACCCAGUGAAAUUCGUGAUAGCUGAUUAAAACUAUGUCUAAAUACAUAAACUUAGUGUUUCGUAGGUAUCUUGAUUAUUCCACCUCUGUAGAAACAAAAAUUAGAAUUCUUGUAUAUGACAGCUGAUUAUCCCAUGUUGACAAAUACCAAAUUAAACAUUUUGUCCACAGACUAGUGAACUCCAUUUAAAGACUCCUUUCACUUAGCCAUUCUACAUUAACUCUUAGCUCUCUUUGUCUAUGACAAAAGUAUGCUUUGUGGAGCCUGAAUGUUGGAGUGCCUGCUGCUAGAAAAGAAACUCUGUUGUAUUUGGAAAUAAUUUUGAACGUGCUAAAUAGUUUUGUAAUAGCAGAAAUACUUAAUUGAUCUGCCUUGUACAUCUAAGUUUAGGAAUAACAACUCAAAGCACAGCAUUUAAGCAUAAACCGAAUUAAUUCAUACUGUUAAGUGACUUUUUGCUUUUGAGAUGAUUGAUAAGGAAGAUUUAAUUUUUAAAGCAUUACAAGUAUUUCUACACUUUUAAAACUAUCUAGUCUUCAAAAUUAUAGCCACACAUCAAGGUAGUGGCUGACAGCAUAAAUUUCAUGUUUUGCUCUGCUAGAUAUUUUUACUUUCACACUAAGGGUUACCUGCCCAUAUUACCACUUGAUUGCAAUGCAAUGCCAUACAUUCUAAUGUGCAGCUGUCAAACUGUAUGCUGUAAGCUCAGACACAUUUCUCCAUUCAAAACAUGCCAUAAAGGUGUAUUAAUAGUUUGAAACUUUGGCCAAUUAGUUUGCCUACAAAGUCCACUCAGUUUAUCAACCAAGGUGUCAAAACACAACUGACUUUGGGAAGUAGAUCUUUACACUCUGCAGUUUAAACUUGAGGAAUUCCUGAAUGAAACUAGAUUUUUCUCUGCAGUGGGGGAAAAUUUUACCAAACAGAUUUACUAAUUUCUUAGCUGGUUAAUUCAAGAUUUGGCUGAAUAGGGAAAUCAGGGUUGAAGAGCAAGAAGUACUGGCUGUGAUAAGAGUUGUAGCAGAUGUCAUGAGGUUGUGGGCUGCAACAUUAAACUCCAAGGAUUUGAAGUAAAUAAUCUUUUGACUUCAUUUGUAUCUUGUGUAUAUGUAAAAAUUUUCCUGAGUAAUUGCUUCACACAUGACUAAGAAUGGGAGCCUCCAGAGAAAGUACAUCUAGUCCUUACUUUUAGUAAAGGUAUGAUUCAUGAAAUUGUACAUGCAACAUGUGGAUGGAACACCAUUCAGGAAAAGUUUUCAUACUUGUGCUGUUAACAUAAAUGCAGAAAUGUAAACUUGAAGCAUAUUAACAUUUACAAAAUGCUGAUAAUUUACCCUGUUUUGUUGGUAUGUGUUUUUGCUGAACUGAAAAUUAAAAAAAUAUUAAAACA